Messenger RNA from Paramuricea clavata, 3829 nucleotides. NCBI's taxonomy places the organism in Eukaryota, Metazoa, Cnidaria, Anthozoa, Malacalcyonacea, Plexauridae. The record is from the annotation of a GenBank genome assembly.
AUGUUUUAACAUUUCUCUGUCAUGGAUUGCUGCCAAAAUUGUCUCUGUCAACUUUGGAGGAAACUCUCUUGUGUCAUGUGUUUCCAGAUGUAAGUCACUGCUACUUACUUGCACUGCUGUGCAUCUUUAACCCGGCCAUUAAGUUGCAUUGCACCCUAAUGCACCCGGCUUUAUUAUUUUACUCUGUCUAACACCAGAUGAUUUUACUUGUCAAGGAGAGAGCACCAAAACAAAUCUAUGACAUCACAGGCCAGUAAAAUAUGUUCAAAGAUUGCAGUCACACCAAAGUCAUAAAGCUCGCUGUUCAAAAUAGCUGAAAUCAUUAUUCCAUUGCCUAGGGUUGGGCGAUAUUUUGAUUUAUCGCGAUAUUUUCAAUCACGAUUAUCGUAUCGGAGGUAGAAAGUUGAGCGACGAUAUAUCGAAAUUAUCGUCAUGCUCGAUGACUAUCGUGAUAUUGCUUCGCAUGUGUAUAUAGCAGUUAUAAAAUCCUAAAAAAUUAUUUCAAUUCCCUAGAAAAUAUAGUUUUUAAAAGAAUUAAAACUAUUUCCUGAAUUAAAUACGAAUUUAAUACAAUACAAAAGCUAAUAUUUAUGUAUUAAUCUGCUGAACAAUGGAAUUGCGGACACUGCAUAGGCAGUUCUAUUAUGAACAGUAAAUAUUAGACUAGAAAAAGUAUUAUUCAUAAUUCACUUUACUAAUUUGUUGUUUUAAUAAAAUUAUAUAUAUAAGCUUACUAUGCAAUGAUAUUAAUUAAAAUUGAAAAAAUGUGGUCAUUGUUUUAAUUGCAUUUAUCGCGAUAUUAUCGAAUAUCGUGAUAAUUUCCUUGACAAUAAUCGUGAGACGAUUUUUUAAAUAUCGCCCAACCCUACCAUUGCCUUUAGAAUCUAGCAUACUGUACAAAGAAAAAUAUGAAGUUUUUAGAGUCCUGUGGACUAGCUGUCAAAAAGUUUACCCAGCAUCUUCUUUUCAUAUAAAAUAAACUGAAAUAUCUUCUAACCAAAGAAAGAUAUGAAAAUUUUGUAAGAUGACUUAUUCUACAGUUUAAGGAGUUGUUUCAGUCUAAAUAUUUAAAUUUUGUUGCUCAUACCCUUUAAUCAGAUUAUCUGCCCAUGUGUCUAAUGCUUUAUUAUUUUUACUCUGUCUAAUGCCAGAUGAUUUUACUCAUCAAGGGGAGAAUGCUAGCUGGCACCCAGUGAGUUAAAGCAAUGCUAUGUAUAUAUUUUUGCUAUAUAAUUUUGAAGUAUAUAAUAUUUUUUUAGCUACCAUUGUAUGUAGACAAAAUCUUCCUUGAAAUAGAAGAUAUUGUCCAGCUUGAAAAUGAACUUGAACCAAACACUGCAAUCAAUAAAUCACAACUUUUACAUGAUCUUCUCUUGGUAUGAAUGUUGUCUUGAUCCAUUAGUAUUUUGAUUAUGUAUUUUACACUGUCUAACAUUAGAAUAUUUUACUAGUGAGUGCAUAUAACAGGGAAGCUGUAUGUGUAAAAACCCAGUCAACAUCCAAAUACAAGCUACAGUAAGUGUAGUUUGUGUUUGAUCUCCCUGAAGAAGUUACUACAGACCUUUUCAGUAAAAGUCCUUUGCCUGAAGGGGAUAUGUACUCACCAGUAAUCUCCAGGCAAUGGGUCUUUCCUCGAAAUGUCGAACUGUUUUGAAUUUUUUUCUAAAGUGGUUCAGGACUGUUGUUUCAAACUUAGUCUACUCAUCAGAAGUUUUGGGAUGGUAAAAAUUAAUUGGAGCUCCAUUGGCAUUCACUUGGCCCCACCUUGUUUAUGUUAAUUAAAUUUAGCCUUUAGUGGAGAAAUUUUUUAAUUAAAGAAUUCUACUUUGCUAUACCUAAUCUGUGAUUUCACAAUCGCAUUUGAACCAAAUCUAUCCAGUUACAUACUAAUUUCCCAAAUUUCUAUAUGACAUUUAUGUUCACGUGAAAAUCAGUUGCGCUGCAUGCAGGUCGUCAUGUGACAGCCUUAUUGAAAUGUACCCAGUAUAUAGGCCAAUUUACACUACACAACGUUUGCCUAAAACUGACUGGCGAAUGCAAACUGCUUUCAACUUGAGCUGUGUACUGUGUAAGUCAACACAACUUGCCUACGUUGUCGUAGGUGAGUUGUGUGCUUGAUUUACACAGUCAGUACAACUCAAGUUUUAGGCAAAAGUUGUGUAGUGUAAGUCAGCCUUAUAAAAUCCUGAAAUAACACUUUAAAUCUCUGCUUUAAUUGUUUGCUAUAAGGUGGUGUUAACUGUGUUAAACUGCAUCGAAACUUGCGUGAAGCAUAUUUACGAGACAUUUCAAUGUAUCACCAUCCAGCAAGUCAACUCUCUACCUGGAUCAGUUUUGAUGAUUGUUAAAUCAACAUUUUCUCAUUGCCAGGUUUGUGUAAUUUUAUGUCAUAUUGGGAAUUUUUUUUUGGGAGGGGGGGGGAUACAGUCAUUCAGACCAAAUACAGGCAUAGUUCAAUAGUUGGUUGGUUGAUUAGUUCCUUAAUAUCUACUGAGUUAUGUAGUUAGUUGCUGUAUACAGUACAUCUCUUGCACUUUAAUUACCUGUGGCAAAACAUUGCAUAUAUAUUAUGAAAGCAAAGAGAGUUCUUUAUUCGCUCUACUGAGUAUAUAGCGGUUUGUUUCAAGUUGCUCUCCAGAUGUCAUGUUAUAAGGUCAACUGCAAGUGGGGUCUAUGACAUUGUUUAGUAGGGAACUGACAAGCAAGACUAGGGAAUAUAAUAUUUGGCUGCAAAGAACCAGUGACGAGAACCAAGGUCAAUUCAGAAUUUAGAAUAGAGCAAGGUGUUAGAUUCUACAUUAUAACAGUACUUUAUAUGCAAACAUUUGGCUUUUCAUUAUGCAAAACUCGCCUCUAUAAACACGUGCACAAAGGCACGCUCCUCAGUGAGGUUUUCUGAUCAAUGCGACAAUGCCGUAUAUGUGUAUACAGUACAUGACAUGUCAUGAAAAGUUAUCACAUACCGCACGGAGCGCUUAGGAAGAUCGACGCGCUGUAGCACUAGCCUAGAGCAAAAACAUUGUAUGACUCACUGUUGGCGGAGCUACUGCGAAGAUUUGAGAUUUUACUCAAUAAAAUACUGUUCAGUGUUGUAUUAUCAAAGCUAUCAAGCAUGGAGACCGACGCUGAAUCAUAUAGCAAGUUAGGUAAACCACAAUACGAAAUGGGGAGUGCAUUUAUCCGAGAGCUGGAACUCUCAAAGAGCGACAGAGUUGUAGAUAUGGGUUGUGGCACUGGAGAUAUUACAAAAUUUGCUGCGGAUAUCAUCGAUACAGACGGUAAGGUCAUUGGUGUCGAUCCCGAUGAAGCAAGGAUAAAUUUUGCUCAAGAGAAGUAUAAAGACGCUUCUAAUAUGCAAUUUCGUAUCGGAGACAGUAGAGUAGGAUUUCCACAUCAUAAUGAGCAGUAUUAUGAUUAUCACAUUAGCACGAAUGCCUAUCACUGGCUGACUGACGACGAGAAAUUGCUGUAUUUACAUAAAGCUUAUGAAUGUUUGAAACCCGGUGGUAUACUGGCUAUAUUGUGUGCUGAAAGUGGAUUAAACGACGGCCAACAUAUUUUCCCUGAAUAUUUAACAAUGGAACAGCAUACACAACUCUUCAACAAGCUCAAUUUAUUCACGGAUGUCGUUAUUCAUCGAAGGUUAUAUAGUACGAGCUUUGCUUCAUUUCUUGAAUUCCAACGUUGGUUUGAAUCUGCGGCUUGCCAAGAUUUGGAUGAAAUGCAGCCAGAGUUUUUGAAAAAUGUUUUACCUAAAUAUCUCAAAGAAGAGACGGAUGGGAGUUUUACAAUGCAGUUCCCAAGUUUUAUUAUCAAAGCAAGGAAAUAA